Parathielavia appendiculata is the source of this 426-nucleotide messenger RNA. RefSeq lists its product as uncharacterized. The coding region runs from base 1 to 426 and encodes 141 amino acids. The transcript is spliced from 3 exons. NCBI's taxonomy places the organism in Eukaryota, Fungi, Ascomycota, Sordariomycetes, Sordariales, Chaetomiaceae. The record is from RefSeq and is a predicted model, not a curated record.
AUGCAAGAGGAGGUCAAGAGUCGAAGGGAAGGGCUCUUCACGGCCACUGCUGUCAACGAAACAAAGUCGAAGCAGCUGAACAACUACUUUCUCGUUUUUACGAUGGCAUUAUACGCCCUCGACCUCUUCAGCUGGGACGACGCGAACCAGAAAGUCUCCUUCGUCGUCACCCUCCUCCUGGUUCCGGGCACCACAUACUGCGUUGCCGGGUACGCUAUCUCGUUUCUCCGCAAGCCCGGACGGCGCCAAAUGUGGAAGAGCGCAAAGGAACGGCCGAAGCGCUUUGUCGGCCAAAUGAGGCGAAGGAUGGGACGUAGUACAGACGAAUCAGACGAUGAAACGGACAGAAAGCCGCCCCAGUUGAUGUAUGAAAAGCUUGACGACUGGCCUGAACACGCCUUUUCGGUGACUCGCGGCUUUCAAUAA